AUGGGACACGCUAUAUCAACUUGUAUGGAAUUUACAUUCGACCAUUCUUCCUCUGCCUCCACUUUGCCAGAUCAAGAGGAGCCACCUAAAUCUGUCUUUACAAACAGUGAUUCAAUAGAAGAAAUAAUGUAUUUGCAUCAUGUCGUAUUGAAACAUUAUUGGGGACAAAACUAUGUCAGUCCGGUUGUGUUGAGUAGUGAUAACGAAACGAAGCCGAAGCAAGUACUGGACCUUGGCUGCGUUACAGGCUUGUGGACCGUUGAGAUGGCUUCGAUUUCACCGACAACCAAUUUCGUCGGCGUUAAUCCGUUUUCCAUUUUCCCAAAGUCAGCACCGUCAAAUGUCUCGUUUUAUCAGCAAAACAUUUUAAAUGGUCUUCAAUUCGAUGACAAUUCAUUCGAUUUUAUACAUGAACGACUAUCGUUGUCCGACUUUACAAAAAAACAAUGGGAAGACACUGUUCUACAUGAAAUUGUUCGAGUAUGUAAGCCCGGAGGAUGGAUCGAGUUACUCGAGUCGGACGCCUGCAUUUGCGAUAAGGGAAAAGUAUUGAGAAGAAUUGGACGAUCUUGUAAAAAGUUAUUUUUAUCAAAAGGUCUGGUUCCAAAUUUGGGUCAAUUUCUCCAAACCCUACUUCGUAGCAACCCACAGUUGACUGAUGUACACUAUAUUGAAAAUGAUAUGCCAUUAGGGAAAAGACAUGGCAAAUUUGGGGAGCUGGCAGUUAGGGAUUUAAUGCUGUCAUGGAAUGCCAUAAAGAUUCCCCUUUCUCAAAUAAUGGGCAUAGCACCCGAACAUUUUGAAGCAAUUUUAGAAGCAUUUAUCAACGAAGUCAACGUACAAGAUUUAUAUUGGAGGACAUACAGAGUUAUUGCAAGAAAAAAAACCCUAGACGAAAUGAACGAACGUUUGUGA
Messenger RNA from Paraglomus occultum, 915 nucleotides. Lineage: Eukaryota; Fungi; Glomeromycota; Glomeromycetes; Paraglomerales; Paraglomeraceae. The record is from the annotation of a GenBank genome assembly.